Prunus armeniaca (apricot) is the source of this 270-nucleotide messenger RNA. The record is from the annotation of a GenBank genome assembly. Lineage: Eukaryota; Viridiplantae; Streptophyta; Magnoliopsida; Rosales; Rosaceae.
AUGGUGAAUGCAGCUUGCAGGGCUUGGAUUGUGGCAGCAAGUAUUGGAGCUGUUGAGGCUCUGAAAGACCAAGGAAUUUGCAGAUGGAAUGGGGUUUUGAGGUCACUGCAACAGCAUGCCAAGAACAACAUGAGAUCAUAUUCCCAGGCCAAGAAACUCUCUGGGUCUUCUUCUUCAGCAAUUUCUAACAAGAUGCAGAGGUCACAGGAGGAGAAGGUGAGGAAAGUCAUGGAGUUGAACUGCUGGGGUCCUAACACUACUAGGUUUUAG